CGCACUGGUAUUUGGAAGGGGUACUUUCAGGACUGUUGGGACGUAGGACUGGCUGCGCCCGAUCCUCAGCGGCGGCGGAGACGGCUGUGACUGUUGCUAAGGGAGGGGACGCGCGAGGAAGCGCUACCCCAGCCGCAGACAACACCAAACGGGACCCACCGAAGGGCGCCCCCUCCCUGGGACCCUCCUCCGCCCGGCGACUCCGUCUCGCCAGCUGCCCUUUAAAGGAGCCGCGAGUGCCGUCCCCACCUCCGGAAGGUGCCCCAAAGAGCUGACGCGACCCCGGAGCGCCACUCGAAUUUUUGAUUUUUGGUUCGCUUUCUACUACUGGGACGUUCUCGAAGAGGACAGGUGCUGCCUCCUGGCCCCAAGUGCAUCGCGGACCCCUGCUCGGGGGACCUCCUGGCCCCUGCCCCGGAGGCUUGGUGGGGAUUGGUGCCGCACCGCGAAUUCCAGGUCCCUCUCGCGCGCGGGGGAUGGAGCCGCAGCCCGGCGGCGCCCGGAGCUGCCGGCGCGGGGCCCCCAGCAGCGCCUGCGAGCUGGACCCAGCGGCCGAGGCGGCACCCAUGAGCCUGGCCAUCCACAGCACGACCGGCACCCGCUACGACUUGUCGGUGCCACCCGAUGAAACGGUGGAGGGGCUGCGCAGGCGCCUGUCGCAACGCCUCAAAGUGCCCAAAGAGCGUCUAGCCCUGCUUCACAAAGACACCCGGCUCAGUUCGGGGAAGCUGCAGGAGCUCGGCGUGGGUGAUGGCAGCAAACUGACCUUGGUGCCCACUGUGGAAGCGGGCUUGAUGUCUCAGGCCUCCAGGCCGGAGCAGUCUGUGAUGCAAGCCCUUGAGAGUUUGACGGAGACUCAGCCCUCAGCGGCGCCCGGGCCGGGCCGGGCUGGCGGAAGAGGCUUCCGGAAAUACAGAUUCAUUUUAUUUAAGCAUCCGUGGCACCGACAGGGACCCCAGAGCCCAGAGAGGGGCGGCGAGAGGCCCCAGGUCAGUGACUUCCUGUCAGGCCGCUCACCUUUGACAUUGGCACUUCGAGUGGGUGACCAUAUGAUGUUCGUCCAGCUGCAGCUUGCCGCCCAACACGCCCCCCUGCAGCACCGCCAUGUACUAGCUGCUGCAGCUGCUGCAGCCGCAGCUGCCCGAGGAGAUCCCAGCAUAACCACUCCUGUGUCCUCUCCCUGCCGACCGGUAUCCAGUGCUGCCCGAGUUCUUCCAGUGCCCAGCAGCCCAUCCCCUUCCUCCUCUUCUGUCACAGCCGGCUCCUUUCGAUCCCAUGCAGCCUCUCCUACCUGCCCUGAACAGAUGGACUGCUCCCCCGCUGUCAGUAGCAGUAUCAGCCCUGGUGCCAGCACCACCUCCUCCCCAGGGGGCAGCGCUACACCCCGAUCCCGAAAACCCGGUGCUGUCAUUGAGAGCUUUGUGAACCAUGCCCCAGGGGUCUUCUCAGGGACCUUCUCUGGCACGCUGCACCCCAACUGCCAGGACAGCAGUGGGCGGCCACGGCGCGACAUUGGCACUAUCCUACAGAUCCUCAAUGACCUCCUGAGCGCCACGAGGCACUACCAAGGCAUGCCCCCCUCACUGACUCAGCUUCGCUGUCAUGCCCAAUGUGCAACAGCCCCUGACCUCGCAUCUAAAACUACCUCCUGUGAGAAGCUGGCAGCACCCCAGUCCUCCAUGCUACAGGGCCAGAGCCAGAUCCGCAUGUGCAAGCCCCAGGGGGACCGGCUCCGGCAGACAGAAAACCGCGCUACACGAUGCAAGGUGGAACGUCUGCAGCUCCUGCUGCAGCAGAAACGGCUCCGCAGAAAGGCCCGGCGUGAUGCCCGGGGCCCCUACCACUGGCCAUCAAGCCGAAAGGCUGGCCGAAGCGAAAGUAGCAGCAGUGGGGGUGGCAACAGCCCUAGUGAGGCUGCUGGCCUGGGCCUGGACUUCGAGGACUCCGUUUGGAAGCCAGAAGUCAACCCUGACAUCAAGUCUGAGUUCGUGGUGGCCUAGAAUCAGUCACCUUUGCCCCUUAAACCCCAGCCCAGGGCAGUGGGGACGCCAAGAACUCCACCGGGAACAUAGCUCAACUCUGGAGAGCAAGCGACCACUUUCCCCACCCCUCCCCCAGCCAGAAGCCUUUCCUUGUUAUUUUUUGUGUUUUUUUUUUCUUACCAUGGUUCUCUCAACUCUCAUGGACUUGGCUUCCUACCUCCUUCUUCUCCCACACUCCCCUCCUCCCCUUCUUUCACCCGGGCUCCUUGGGCUCCCCCUGGCCUGUGUGCCAGGUCCUCCCGCCCACCUUCCCCAGCUCCAAAUAUGUAGCAGUCUUUCCAGAUGGUUGAGAGCAGGAGUCUGAGGAGACCGCCCCCACCCCCUUCCGCUCUGCCUUCCUCCCCUCAACACCCAAUUCAGGUUUUAAGUCAAAAAUGUAGAUGCCUCAUGAAGCACUUUACAGACCAGGGAGGGGGCCCCAGAGAGGAGGACCCCAUCCCAACCCCUCACCUUACCCCUCCCCCACACACACACACUCCCUGCAGACUUCUGGCCCCCACCCUACACCAGCUGUGUCCCCCAUAGUUGACUAGGGGACCGUUUUCCAUUUCUAAUCUGUUUUCUGGGUCUCUUCAUUUUCCUUUUUUUUUCCUUUAAAAAGGAAAGUAAAGUUGUUUUAGCAGAGAGGGUGGCUGGUCAGGGGGGGCUGCCUUGGGUUUACUGUGAGGGGAACAGCCCUCACUGCACCCAGCCCUCAGGGCCACCAAGCUGCUGCCACCACCACCGUGCUAUUUCCUUCUGCCCCCACCCCUGGUUUUUCCUUACCUCCUGCCUGAGCUUGGGGUAUUUAUAGACUAUUAAUUUUCUGACUGAGCCAAUAGUGGUUGGGAAUCUCUUGAAAACCUGGGAGAUAAUGGCCAAGGCUGGGGAGGCUACCCCUGCCCUCCUUCCUGCUCCAACCUGAGGGAUCAUGGACUGUCUGGGGCAUCCUCUGCAGUCAGAUGGGCCAGGAGGUGUUGAGCUGUGAAUCCCCUGGGUAGGAGCAACGCUGUGUAGCAUUAAUUCCCGGGGGGGGGGGGGGGAGGCACUGCUGGUCUAAUUUGGACUCUUCCCCACUCAGUGCCCAUGCUCUGGCAGGGGAGGGGUUCUGUGGCCCCAACAGAAGGACAACAACCUGCCAGGGCCAUUUCAAUGGGGGUAGAGUUCGGAUUUUUUUUCCCCAUUCACUUUUUAUUUUUUAAAGAUUAUGGAGAUGUUUAAGCCCUGCCCCACCUACCUGUCAGUCUUGUUCUGGCCCUGCCUGUCCCCCCCUUGUAGGUGAACCCCAGGUCCUCAUGCCCCCAUUAUGUGUUUAAAGUUAAUGGUUUCUGAUGUGAACAUCAUGUGUUAUAAUUGUAGCUCUGUAAAAUUUUUUUGUGGGGGGGGUGGGUAGGGAGGGAUCCCAGAGGGUAGAGGUCAAGAGGAUUUGGGUUUUUUGUUUUUCAAAAAAAAAAGAAAAAGAAAAAUAGGAAAAAAAGAAAAGGGGUGGGCUUGUUUUUUGAAGAACUGUCUUGGAUACCUAUUUAAAUGUGUGUUCUGUUUUUUAAUGAUUUUUAAAUUACGUCUGUGCCUCCACGGUUGGGGGUGGAGGUCCCAGGCAGAACCAGCCGGUUGUCCUCAGCUCGGUCAGGGCCCUCCAAGAAAGCAUUACUCACUUUCGGGGUCGGACUGUGGGGUCCCACCACCUCGCGUGAGCUUCCUGUAAUGAAAUCGAAAAAGAAAAAAGAACCUAUACAAGCACCGUGAUUUCAAGUAAUAAACAGAAAAUGAAACAA
Molecule: messenger RNA, 3796 nt
Organism: Otolemur garnettii (small-eared galago)
Lineage: Eukaryota; Metazoa; Chordata; Mammalia; Primates; Galagidae
Gene: MIDN
Product: midnolin
Exons: 9
Coding region: 477-2000 (507 amino acids)
Cellular component (GO): nucleus
Molecular function (GO): protein binding
Source: RefSeq, a predicted model, not a curated record